AUGGCCAUAUGGAGCUCCGACUUCUCCCUGGCUUCCAUCCCUUCUCGCAAAUCCCUCCCCAGAACUUCUCUUUCCAUCUCAACUUCUCAUAGUUCAUCCAUCACCUUCUCCUCCAAAAGACAUAGAAUCCUCAAUGUCAACUUCUCCAAUUCUCCUUCCCAUCUUCUUGAAGAGGCGGCGAAUGGUGUCCCAGUUAUCCAAGUCCCCUCCAAUUCUCCAGCCCGACAACCGUCUCCCAUCUCAGACCUUGACCUCACUAACGAAUUCAUCUGCGGUUUGUGCAGGGUUCCUCAAACAGAAGCUCUCGCCUUCGAAUACUAUCAAAAAGCCAGAAAACAACCAAAGUUUCAUCCAGACCGCAGGACUUUCAAUCUUUUGAUCCGGAUUCUGCUCAAACAUAAGCAAUGGGGCUCCAUCUCAGCUCUAGUAGAAGAUUUUGGUGUCUUCAAUUUGUUUCCAGAUCGAUCCAUGUGUACUAGAUUGGUCAGUGGUUGCGUUAAAGCGAGAAGGUUCAAGCUUGCCGAGUCUUUGCUUCGAAUUCUCGCAACCAGGAAGGGGACGACUGCCAUCUCAACUUUUUGCUCCGCAAUGCAUGGUUACAACAAGCUUCAUAUGCACAAUUGUACGGUUUCAGUGUACGAUCAGGUGAGGAUGGCUGGUCUUCCUCUAAACUCUGGCUGCUAUCGCUGGAUCAUGGAUGCAUACCGGAAGAUGGGGGACACUGAGAAUGUGCUUGCCCUGUUUCUCGAGUUUGAAUCGAAAAGUUGGAACUCGUUGGCUAUUUCUGUUGAGAUUUAUUCGAUCUUGUUGGAUUCGUUGGGUAGAGCAGGAAGAGCUUUUGAAGCUUUUAAAUACUUCAAAGAGAUGGAAAAGAAGGAAAUACAGCCCAAUCCUUCCAUCUAUUCUUCACUUAUUUGUUCCUUUGCAGGGACUAGAGAGGUGGAGAUGGCAGAAGACCUCCUUCAAAAAGCCCGAGAGAAGGGAAUGGUGAGAGACUCAUCUGUCUUUAUGAAGCUUGUGAUGAUGUAUGUGGAAGUGGAGCUGGUAGAGAAGACAAUUAGGAUUGUGGAGGCGAUGAUGGAGAUGGGACUCAAGGUACCAGAUUGCAUUUUAUGUGCAGUUGUUAAUGGCUUUGCUAAGAAAAGAGGACUUAAGGCUUCGGUCUGGGCAUACGACCAAUGCAUCUUUAAUGGAUGUGAGCCAGGGCAAGUGACCUAUGCUUCCAUCAUUAAUGUCUAUGGCCGUUUGGGGCUCUUCCAGAAGGCAGAGAUGGUGUUUCUGGAGAUGAUGGAGAAGGGGUUCGACAAAUGUGUGGUUGCCUACUCGAAUAUGAUAUCGAUGUAUGGGAAGGUUGGGAGGGUGAGGGAUGCUAUUAGGCUUUUGGCCAAGAUGAAAGAGAAGGGAUGUGAGCCUAAUGUUUAUGUUUAUAAUUCUCUCAUAGACAUGCAUGGAAGACGCUUGAACCUAAGGCAGGUGGAAAAAGUUUGGAAGGAAAUGAAACGAAGGAGAGUAGCACCAGAUAAGAUUAGCUAUACAAGCAUUAUUAGUGCAUAUAACAAGGCUAGAAAAUUGGAUGAGUGCAUUAGGUUUUAUGAAGAGUUUAAGAUGAAUCGAGGAAAGGUUGAUAGGGCUUUGGCUGGGAUAAUGGUUGGUGUUUUUUCGAAGGGUAGUAGGUUUGAUGAGUUAGUCAAGCUACUGCAAGACAUGAAAUCCGAGGGGACGGGGUUGGACGAGAGACUCUACGAGUCAGCCUUGAAUGCUUUAAGAGAUGCAGGGUUGCAAGUUCAUAUGAAGUGGUUUGAGAAGAGUUUUGGUUUGAAAAAGAUAGACUUGAUGGAGGAGUGA
Phoenix dactylifera (date palm) is the source of this 1845-nucleotide messenger RNA. Lineage: Eukaryota; Viridiplantae; Streptophyta; Magnoliopsida; Arecales; Arecaceae. The record is from RefSeq and is a predicted model, not a curated record.